This is a messenger RNA of Penicillium canariense, 810 nucleotides long. RefSeq names its product MSF1 domain protein. NCBI's taxonomy places the organism in Eukaryota, Fungi, Ascomycota, Eurotiomycetes, Eurotiales, Aspergillaceae. Gene Ontology annotation, biological process: phospholipid transport. The record is from RefSeq and is a predicted model, not a curated record. Gene Ontology annotation, molecular function: phosphatidic acid transfer activity. The coding region runs from base 1 to 810 and encodes 269 amino acids. Gene Ontology annotation, cellular component: mitochondrial intermembrane space. The transcript has a single exon.
AUGAAGUUCUUCGAAAACGUGUUCACCUAUGAUUAUUCCUUCCCUGCCGUCUCACUCGCCUACUUCCUUCGCUACCCGAACCCCUACUCCCGCCAUGUCCUGACGACCGACGUGAUCGACCGCUAUGUCGACCCGGCCACCCAGCGGCUGCAUACCGUCCGCCUUCAUCUGAAGAAAUCCAAAGUCCCGGCCGGUAUCCUCAAAUUACUUCCCAAAGGAAUGGGCGGCUCCGACAGCUCCGGCCAGAGUUAUAUCCUCGAAAGCACUGUGGUGGAUCCCAUCGAGGGCUGGAUGGAGACUGAGUCUCGCAACGUGGAAUGGACUGGCAUUCUCAGUGUCGUAGAGAAGCAGCGCUACCAGCGUCACCGGACCGAAGAAGAUCUCCAGGCUCUCGAUGGCCUGUCAAUCGAUAAGAAGACUGAACAGACGACCGUGCGAACCACGGUCACGUUCCGAUCUCGGCUCGGCCAGGGCAAGUUGCUCGGUCGCAAGAAAGCCGAGGCGAUCGACCACCCAGAUUCCGAGGAUGAGGCUCCCAAGAAGGGCUUCUUCUCUUCGCUGUCCACGGCUGGCAUCCAGCGAACUAUUGAAUUGAUUGGCGUGAGCCGGACCCGCGAUGCCGUGAUGAAAAGCAAGCAAGGUAUGAAUGUGGUCCUGGAGCGCCUGCGCAGUGGCGGCAUCGUCGGCGUCUUGGAGGGCAUGCGCAUGGAUCGCGAGGCGGCCUUUGGACCUGACGGGCCUUGGAAACGCGUCUGGUUGCAGGGCAGUGGCCUCAAGGAGCGGGUCUACGUCGACGACGAGGACAACUGA